AUGCAUAAACAGAUAUUUGGUUUCCAAUCACUAAAUGCCAGUAGAAGCUCGGCAUUUAACGAUGGUGUGAAUGAUGGAAAUGUGCUUGGAAGCAAAGCCAUCGAACAUGUAAAUACUCUAGAAUAUUUUUUGAAUCAUCUUUAUGUCAUUCGAUCAGGUUACAAGCAAAGUAAAGAUGAACGAUCAACUUUCAUGAGCCAAUUUGAAUUACAUCAUCGAUUGGUACAGCUUUCUGAAAGUCUCAGCUUAGUUCGCUCUAUUGCUCUUUUCAUAUUCAACGAUGACACGAUAUCAAUUUUACUCGGUGAUCCACUGUUCAAGUUUCCAGGCCGUAAAGUGUGCUAUAUUUUAGUGAUCAUUCUCUCUCUGGCAAUGGGACUUUUUCGUGAAUAUGCAUUGCAUCUUGAAAGCAGAGGAAAUCUUACGUUUCUAUCGAAGUUUGAACAAAUGAAAAAGCCUAACUUCGAUAAGCGAUCCCUGAAAAUGACGCGUAUCCAGUUUAACAAAUUUCGUCUAGUUUUUCUCAUGAUUGGUUCAUUUUUCAGCUUAUUCAUGAAAAUAAGUCUUCCAUUUAUAAUUGCAUUCUCAGUUGGAGUUCGCUUAAAUAACGAAUCCUACUGGAGUACUCCAUCAAUCAUCUUGACCAGUAUGUUUUGGAUUGGAUUUGAAGUUCAUGCGUUUUAUUUUGCGGCUUGUGGAGUCAUUGUUGUUGCCGUUCAUAUCAUUAUGGUAUUUCCAAUUUAUUACUACCAAAUGCUGUCACUAGUUGAGCUAUUGCAAAAGUUUACGGUAAAAGAAGAAUCGGUUACUCAUGAAGUUUUGCGUGGUCUGAGUUUGAACACGAUUCGAUUCAUGAAUGAAUUUGAUCACCUAAAUAACCAAUUGAAACAUUUGACUGCUUAUGUUUUCGUCAUUUUCUCAUUCAUGGGUGACUACAUCAUCUUUUCGGCUACUGUUUUGAGUGAAAGUUCAACCAUUUUGUCAACGCUUAUGUUGUUCUUUGGUUUCAGUGAUUUGAUGGUUAUUGGACUGACAACAUUUGUUCUUGGUGGUUUCAUUACAAAGCUCGAAGUUGUUUACACUCUUUACCUGCGAUUAAUGAUAAAAUCGAAAACUAAACUGACUCAGCGUUUCAAGCCUUUCGAAAUUUUAUCUCGCAUCAAAGGACCUUAUAAUGGUUUUCAAAUUGGUGACUUAUUAACAGCCGAUAAAGCCAUUUUUGUAUAUGGUAAAUGA
This is a messenger RNA of Tetranychus urticae (two-spotted spider mite), 1236 nucleotides long. NCBI's taxonomy places the organism in Eukaryota, Metazoa, Arthropoda, Arachnida, Trombidiformes, Tetranychidae. The record is from RefSeq and is a predicted model, not a curated record.